Molecule: messenger RNA, 12143 nt
Organism: Mycetomoellerius zeteki
Lineage: Eukaryota; Metazoa; Arthropoda; Insecta; Hymenoptera; Formicidae
Exons: 4
Coding region: 129-11501 (3790 amino acids)
Source: RefSeq, a predicted model, not a curated record
CCAAUAUGGCGUGCGUGUUGUGAGCGAUGUUAACGUGCAGGUAACCCCCUGCUCUUAAUACUUGGACAGAUCUCGAUGAACAAGGAGAACGAUGUAAUCACAGCAAAAUAAUAGCAAAACAAUGUACAAUGAACUACAGUGGAAAUAUGCCAGAUUGGCAUCAGUAUAAUCCUCCGCAAUCAGGAAUAAACGAUGUAACAUCGACCACUCAAAAUGUCAAUUCGGGACACUUAUCGUUUAUCUCCAAUAUUAAUCCGACCUGCCCGACGCAGUUGAACGGCCUGAAUCUCAGCUCGGAGGGAAUCGAGAAACACCAGAACGACUCCAAUUUUAAUCCGAGGCACUUUCAGCCGCAUCUGUCGAGCAACAUCUCGCACGGUCACAAUGCCACUGACAACAAUCCCUUGGCGUCGAUGGUGCAGAUGCAGAAUUGCAUUGGCCACUAUGGGCCUUCGAAUACGAGAAAUCCCAUGGUGGACAAUCUGAAUGGUCCUAUGGAUCCGAGGAAUGCCGCGAUAGGCGGUAUAAACGAAGAGCUAGGCUAUAGAAAUAAUCAGGUGCCUUUAAACGGGCCUAUCUCACAUCUAAAUGGACCAAACGUGAUGAAUAUGAAUGCACCGCAUGCGUCAAUAGGAUCACGAAACACCAACGUGAAUUCGCAUGCCGCUGGUAGGACGGGUCCCCCGCCGUCCUUCGUUCCCUGCAAGGGUUUGUGCUGCAAUCCGGAUCCUAACAGUUACCAGCAGUACUGCUCUUAUCCGAACAAUGCGACUUACAGGGAGAAUAUUCGCACGUCCACCGGAUAUCAAACGGACGCACGACGAUUCGGAAACGAUUAUAAUUUUAGGAAGGACAAUUUUGACGGCAAAGAGGUUCUGUCGCCUAUGGUGCCACCGCCUAAUGGGCCUAACGCUGAUCACCGGAGGAACUAUUCCGAUUUUAAAUAUCGCAAGGAUCGCUUGAUUUCCCGCAACUAUCCAUCAUCCUCGGGCAUGUUGCCGAACUACCCCAUGCAAAACUACAACUACACGGGAGAGUACCAGAAGUAUCCUUACAACGUCAAAGAGUAUUCCAAGAUGAGCGGCAUGAACGUGCCGAAUCAGGGGAUGGUUAAACAUCCGGAGCAAGGUUUCGCUAUGCCCCAGCAGAAAUAUAACAACAAACAAGUGCCGUAUCAAACCGGCGGUGCUAUGAUAUCAACCAACUUGCCGUCCACGAGUGUUCCGAACCUGAAUAUGAUGCCACCUGCUCAGAAUACUUAUUUCAAUUCGCAGUAUCCAAGGAAUCUAUCGACAGACGCUUCGCAUGACUGUCAGGAGGCCGCCGACAAUACAUCCAUGGUGAACAGAAUGCAAACGUCUACGACUAUGCAUCCUCCCUCCCAUCCACGGUAUCAGAUGUAUCAGCAGAAGAUAGCGAUGCAGAGAUUCUCGAUGGAGAAUCAUCUGAGGGAGUUGGCGAAGAUACCCGGGUACCAGUCGCAUCCCAAGUAUAAGGAAUGUGUUCAUAGAUAUAGAGAAUUAUUGAAAUUACAGCAGUCUCAUGUCACAUAUCAGGGACAAAUACAGCAGACUCCGUGCGUCACCGCCACCACGUCGACUGUUAAUACCUCUGCUAUCCCGCCUAUAAACUUGCAGUUCGAUCAGAAUGGCGUUUUAAUAAAUUCUAAUUACAUGCCUGAAGCUUUCCCUAGAGUGCAACAAGCGGUGAAUUCUCAGGCGCCGGUGGACAACCCGGUGGACAAACAGGGUAAGCAGGACGGCAACGGCGUCCCCGAAAUGGUGAAUCGCAACGUCCAGAAGCCGGAACAAUUGGUGUCGCAGCAACACGACGGUCAUGCGACCGCGCUGUGCGCGGAAAGCAUGCAGAAGCAAGAUCGAUACCCGGUGCAAAAGAGCCUCGAGCAGAAUCAGUUCGAGAUUCAAAAAACAGGAAGCGAGAGCUUCAACAAUCUGACUGGGAACGCGAAUAACGCGGUUAUACAACAGAAAAUGCCCAAAGAGUUCGCCGAUAAGCCGGAGCUUGACGUACGACAGUUUCUCGCCAACUGGGACGAAUCGGAGGACGAGGAUGGCGCGGGUACCAAUUUGCCGAACGCCGUUCUGAGCGACUCGACACCAGUGGUAGUCGUGGGCUACGAGAACGUGAAUAUCUCGUCGAAGACGUUGGAGGGUCUAGAAGUCUCCAAACCGGAAGAGAUCACCCCGAGUGUUAUAACGUUCGAGAAUCAGCAGAAGAGCGACAUCGGUGUGGUACCAGCGCAAGACUGUCUGACCAUAUCGUACUCAUCCGCGGAAAACGUUGAGAUUGCGAAGGAUUCAACGUGUAAGGACAUCACGAAGGAAACUAUUGUACGGUCGGGAAGCCACAUUAUACAGUGCAUAAGCAACGGGCCUGACGAGGUACCAACGAUACAUAUAGUCGACAAUUUGGAGAUAGGUAGCAUUUUGCAGGUCACCAACGGUCAAGUUACCGAGACUCUGGAGAGACAAGAUGCGGUGUCGUUCUUCCAAGAAGGAACGGAAGUCGCGGCAGCCGCGAUAACUCUCGAGGCUGCCGACAAGUUCAAAAAGACCGACAGCAACGCGACCGAGUCGGCUACGGCCGAGUGCAACACUGACCUUGGAAAUCUGAACAAGGAGCAAUACGUCGUCGAAGGUCUCUGUCCGCCUAAAGCGGUGGAGAGCACGUCGCAAACGUCGCGAGGUGACCGGCCGAUCACCGUUCUGCCUACGUCCGCGAAGGAUUCUGCCCGAGACACGAAUUUGAAGAAACAGAACAGUUUCGCGAGCGAGGAAUCUCAUAAUCCAGACGAUAUAAGUCUGCCAGACUUGCCCACGUCAGAGUGCACUCCUAUCUCUACCACGCUGAACACGCCGAUCCAUUCCGACAACGAGGAGUCGUCGGAGCGCGUCGAGGAUCUCACGAUAUCGACAAAUCCAAUCGAGAUUAUACAGAACAGUCCUAUGAUUAGUUUCACGCAGUCGCCGACGAACAGGGAGCCUUACGAUCAUUUGAACAACGAGGAAACCGUCAGAAAUAAACCAGCUGAUUCGUUAGAAAGUGAAUACCAGACGGAGAAUCGUUUCAAAAACAGCGGCGGUGAUAACAAUAUGCUCGGUCAUGAUGUUAUUCUUGAUACAUUUGAAUUUUCCACGAAUACUGAUAAGAAUGGAUCUACAUCGUCUACAAAAAACGGUAAAGAGCACGCAAAUCUGAAUGAAACUUCCGCUUCGGCAAACAACAGUGAGAAGAUAUUUACGCUUGACAACGAAACGGAAACUGUAGAGGCCACUAACAUGCGUAUGACUUUGACCUCCGGCGAGUAUGAAUUAAAGAUCGUGUCAACGGAAGCGCAGAAUAAAUCAAUGCAGGCUCAUAAAAAUUUAAGCGAGCGCCGCGCUAAUGAAUUUCGAGCGACGAGCCCGGACGCUCAUAAAAAAUUACAUGCAGAAACGAAUGCAAAAGUCGCGUUACAGUAUAGCGAUUCGACGAACGGGGACAACAUGACGCAGAAUGUCACGAAUAAUCCCGACCCCGUUGCAUUAGACGGCGGUCAGGAUGAUUAUUCCGGAAGGAGACGCACCUCAACCGAAAUGACCCGUCAGAUGGCAACAAGUAGGGUAAGUUCAUCAUUGACAAACGACGCCGCUCCGAGGAGUUCCAGGACAGAAGAUAUGAUGCAGAUUGUCAAAAGUAAUUCACCUACAUCACAUAGCGCGAAACAGCUGACAUUGGGUAGCGAUAAGUUGAGGAAGCCCGAGGCAUCAUUCGCGAACGAGGAUUCUUCCACGGAGAAGAGCGCCAGCAGUAAUAAAUCAGCAAAAAUUAACGCAACGAACCUGAAAAAUUCUCGGCAUGCAAAACUCGCGGAUCGUAAGAAGUCAGUCUCGGGCGACCAGGCAAUCUCUCACAAGAAGAGAUGUUUGUCGGAAAAUACGAAGGAUAGGUGCGGCGAAACCAUCGUACAUCACAAUAAACAUACUCAAGAAGCGGCAACGCAUAAGGACAAAUCCUGUACUGUCGAAAAUUCCAAAGAAUUUGACAAUUCGCAUAAUAAACCGAGAGUGAUCGAAAACAUUAGCAUCACCGAUAGUGGGGAAAGGAUGCGGCUUCUAAAGGAAUAUAGAAGAACAAAAUAUAAAUCACUUAGCGUUAGUAAAGUCCAUGAUAAGAAAAAGGAUACGCAGGAGGCCUCUGAUUAUACAACGAAUAAGACGUGUCAUCGUUCGUCGAAUCCUGACGAACGAUCCGCGCCGCAGUCACCAUGCGAUAAUCAGCUGUGCCAGAAAGACGUGGCGAGAUCUAAGUCGUCCGAGGAACAGGAAGGAAAACACGCGAACAUCUUGAAGACGAUCGUAGCUAAGAAUAAAAAUCCUGACUUCGCUAUUCAAGUUAGGAACGUCAAUCUGAAACUCAAGGAUGACGAUCACCAGAAAGGAUCGCAGCAUUCGAGGGAAGAGGCGAAGAGCAGCGGUUCACUUGACGGGAUUAAAAUUGAAAUAAACGUGUCAUGCACGGAACGGAACACAACGGAGAAAUUGCUGCACGAGAAUAUCAAGAAUGCCGUCGCCGAGACGAUCGGCCAUUUGACUAAUACGAUCUCAAAUUCGACGAAUAUAACGGACAAGAAAAUGAUUUGUGAUAAAGCGGAUCGCCAGGAUUAUGAGAAGCGCAAUCGAUCACCAUCCGUUGUAACAGAAGCGUCUACGUAUAACGAAGCUCACGAAGAUCACGACAACAAGAUCAAAUCGGUGAUCGCAUGCGAGAAAGAUGCGAACAGCGAAACACUUUCGAAGAAGAGACGAAGUUCAUUGUCGGAACAAGAAUUGAUCAAUGACGUAUACGAAGAUAGCGGUAUGUUUUCGAAUACUUGUACGGAAUCGCCUAGUUGCAAUGUAAUUUUACAAGAUGAUACUCUUUCAGGCACCGUUAAUACCGAAUCUGAGUUGGCAUCGAGCUCUCUGAAAACUUCAAGAUCGGAACACGCGACGAGCAGAAGGAGAAGCGUGCAUCAAGAUGCAGAAAGGAAGGUCGCUACUACCAACUUCUGUAGCGAGGAACUGAAAGCCUCUUCGGAUAAUUCGCCAUACUUAGGAUUGAAGACCGUCAAUGCGCAGAAGAAGGAACAUCAGCAAACAGCCGUCGCUUCUCCAUGCAAAAACGCAAGAAAUUUUCAAGAUGAUGCUGCAUCGAAAUUAAGCGCAGUUCCGUCGACUUCUUCAAGUACGGUAGAACCCAGCAUGGAAGAUGCCAGCUACAAUAAUCCCGUGCAUUUUGAUUAUAAUCAUUUUGAUGUUGUGCCGAACGAAAAUACGAAUGUCGACGACAAGCGUGCCGAUAGAUGGAAAAGGCCAAAGAGAGACGACGGUAGAUUCGGCAACUUCGACCUGUAUGAAACUACCAGUGGUUACGUAAAUCCUACCUUUUUCAGCGCAGACGAGCUGGAGAAUUUAAAUGUAGUUCCUGUAUACACCACCAAAGACGGAAAGAUAACUUAUAGUCCUAAUCCUCGAUUCACGUAUCGCGAGCUACUUAUGGAAGCUCGUACGAAGGAUGGUAACUCUCGCGAACCGUAUUUCGCGAGAUCUCCGUCGUACGAUUAUUACAAUUGUUCCAAGUUGCGAAAGGUAUUCAAGAGAAAUCGCGAUGUUACUACCGCCGGUAGGAAAAAGGAGAUUGAUUCCAUCGACGUCAAGUCUGCAGCGAUACAUGUUGAUUAUUCAAAUAAGAAUGCUGUUUACAAAAAUGCUAACUGUGCAAAAACUCGAGGUAUGCAUUUAGAAUUCUUCAACGAUGACGCAAAUAAAUUAUAUACGAACAAGAACGAUCAAGAGAGCAAAGAAACUAAUAAGAAAAACAUUAUAGAUUUGGACUUCCUCGAAAAACAGUACAACUUAGACAGUACCGAACCUCCAUCCAACAUUACAUCCAGCAUUAAUAAACAUUGUAAGACAAAAGUAUUCGCGGACAAUCUCGAGUACGAGAAAGGAUACAACGAAAGCUCCGUGUUCGAAUCGAAUUUAUUUUUGGAACCAAGGGCCGCAUGUUGGGAAGAGACUAUGGAGUCAAUUAAGUCGUAUUCUUCCCACAUCGAUAGAAGAAACAGCGGUAAUGUUAAAGAGCUGAAUUUUAGUGAUAUAUUCGCUGCGCAGAAACGAUUGGAUACCUUUCCGUUUUUACCUGCAGAGCAAGACUUUUCUGACAACGGCAUUUAUAAAGCGAAUUGCGACGUGAUGAAUGAGCCAACGUUGCAUCAUACAACAUGUAACUUCAUCGACGAUCUACGUUCGAUUCAGGAUGACAAUUCGCGACAUGAACCAUCAAACGCUGCUGUAUGUAAUGAGCAAGAAAAUGAAUGUAAUAAUCAGAAGAUUGCGUCAGCAGACAUUAUUGAUAAACCAAUAAACAUACUUAAUGCAUCGUUGAAUAUGCAAAGUAAUGAUGAACACACAAAAAAGCAAGAAUCUCAGUUUGAUGGAGAUAAAUCCAGUGCGAUCGAAGUCGUUGAAAAAGCACGAUCGUGUUCUCCUAAAAUGACGAAUGAGAAAAUACACGAAGGAGAUCAAAGUUCUACGAGCUACGAGAAAAACAAGGAAGCCUCGACGGAACAGCCAGUCGAAGAUGAUUCGCAUCUUCGUUGCGAUCAUUCUGUCUCUCCAAAGGAAGAUAAACCCGAUGCUGAAGUUGCAAGUACGAAAGAAAUUUCGGAUGAAGAUUCUGCCAAAGUCACAAGUCCUUCUAAAUUAAACGUCGAACCUAAGGACUCACUUGACGAACCAAAAAAUAUGGAAACUGUAAAAGAAUCCACACUUGCUUUGAAUGAACGAGAUGAUGAAAUUAAUGAUUCAGUGAAAAAUGAUUCAAACUCUGCCGUGAAUCAAGAAACUAUAUAUCAACCAGUUUUAUCAGCUUCAAUCGAUCACAAAGAUAAAGAACAGACUACGCCUACGGAAUUGAAUGUUUCGACUGAGAUUACUUUCGAUCAAGCAGAUAAGCAAGACAUGUGUGAUAGAGAAGAUACUACGAUAUCUAAAGAAAACGAACCGAGUGCCUCGCAAAAUCCUAACGUUGCAUUCGUGGAACAAACGCUUGCAGAGGAAGGCAACGAGCAGCAAUCAGAAAUUCUGGAGAUCGAUGGACAAAAAGCUGAAGUUUCAUUGAAGAAUCGAGAAAAUGAUGAAAUGGAUACUUGUUCCACAAUAAUAUCUACGUCAGCCAUCGCUUUGAACCUACGAACGGAAGAGAACGUAUGUGACUUAUUCGCAAGCGAGAGGCGCGAACAAAACAUAUCAGAGUUCACCGUCAUCAAGAAUAUCAUUAAAGGCGACAAAAAGCAACGUCAAGAAUCUGAGACGAAUGAGACUCCCAAGAAUUACGACAACAUAAUCGAUUCCAAGUUACUGUGCAUGGAUUCUUCCGAUUGCGGGAUUUACGCGGAAGAUAGAUGCACGUUGCAAAUGCCCGAACAUGAUUUUGCGGAGGAAGACAGUAUGGUACCGAUGGUGUGGGAGACGAGCCAAAUCCAGGAAGACGCUGUCAAUCGUUUGUGCAACAUCAAUGAAUCGAUAGAUUUUGCGGGCGCGGUUAACUCACUCCAGGAUAAUUCGCUGUUAGACCAUUUGUCUCUCUCGAGAAUGUCUGCCACCAAAGAGUCUCAAGAUGCGGAGAUAGCUACUGAAAUUGAAAGCAAGGCGAUCGACGAAUCCAUAUCAACGGUCGAGGCAUCUAAAGCAGUGAUUGAGGAAUCUAAAGCAGCGCUCGAGGAAUCUAAAGCAACGAUCGAGGAAUCUAAAGCAGCGAUCGAGGAAUCUAAAGCAGCGAUCGAGGAAUCUAAAGCAACGAUCGAGGAAUCUAAAGCAGCGAUCGAGGAAUCUAAAGCAGCGAUCGAGGAAUCUAAAGCAGCGAUCGAGGAAUCUAAAGCACCCAUCGAGGAAUCUAAAGCACCCAUCGAGGAAUCUAAAGCACCCAUCGAGGAAUCUAAAGCAACAUCGAGUAACGAUGAAGGCAAAGAGCAGAAUCAAACUUCUUCUAGUAGCUAUGAGAAGAUAGCAUAUUUGCGCGCGACAGAUUGCAACGCUAACACAAAAAUGGUCCCUAAACUUGUUAUCAAGAAAAGCGAGACUAGCUCAAAGUUCGUUACGAAGGUGGGUUCCUCUCCCGUGACACAGGAUAGUACAUGUAAUAAGUCCGUUUGCCAACCGAAGAUACCAAAGAUGAUCAUCAGGAACGCGAGAUCACGCCCGGGAACCCCAUCUAUUGAGGCGGUUCACGAAGAAAUUCCUGCAAGUAUCUUGAAUCGGACUUCGCUUACGAUUGAUGAUAUAUCUAUUUGCAGUUCCGAAAGUUCUCUACACGAGUCAAAUAGUUAUAGGAAUAAAAUUCCCAAGAUGAAGAUUAAAUUAGAUGAGAAGCACUCCAAUAAGAUAGUGAGAGCCGAUGAUGACGAGGAGGUUUGUGUCAAACGCAAAAACGUUAAGAAAACUAUACCAAAGGUUAAAAUAAAGAGUAGCUCAAGGUCUGAUCUCGCGGAUAAUUUGGAUUGCAACAGUACGACUUCUCAAGAGUCAAGAGAAGCGGGAAGAUACGAGGAAAAGAUACCUAUACUGAAAUUGAAGAAGCAGGAAAGAAACAGAUCGUCAUCUCCAGAAGUGACACGGAAGAGGCAAUUCUCGAGCCAUCAUUUAGAAGUGCCGCUCAAAAAAUGCAGAAGAUCGGAACGUGAUGAUACGGAACAUCGUACAAGACGCAGCAACUCCUCCGAAUCAAUGCAAACAAAUGCGUCAGAAUGUGAAACGAAGAAUUCUGUGGUAUGCAUUUCUGAGAAGAUUCCCAAGGUAAUUAUCAAGAGAACAUCGGCUAGCGCGGAAUUCAAAUGCGAGCUGAGCAAGGGCUACAAGAACGUCAUUGCGAAGAGUGCAAAGUGGCAACCGGAGGUCAAGCUGGAAAGAUAUCGUAUCCUGGAUAGCAUGGUGAAGGAUUUGAAGUUAACUUUGUCUCCGAUUACGUUACGAGCUAUCGAGAAAAUGUCUGUAAAUCGCAAGGAUCGUCAGGAAAAGCAAGGUGAUUAUAAACUGUCCAGAUCGAACUCAACGUCCGACCUACUUCCGGUUAAGUGUAAGCAAAGAAGAAUGUCAGAUUACGAUUGUAGAAAAAUUAAUGACGCAUCAAGAGUCGAUGUAAAUUUUGUAUCAAAAACAGAUUCUACAGAUACCAAGAUGUGCACCACACCGAAGAAAAAUUCGUCGUCCAGAGGUCACAAGUCAAUCCACGAAUGUCGAAGGGACAAUAAACGUAGAUCGAGAUCUCGUGAUAAUAAUCCACGAUCGGAAGUGGAUGCUAUUUCGUCCGAUAAAGAAACCAAUCAGUCAUCUGAAAGAGCCAACUCACAGAAAGCUACCUCUCAAUAUAAUAAGCACAAGACUGAUAGUUUUGAUACCAAUAGCGAACAAACGGUGAAAACGGACGAAGAUACAAUUUCGAAUAAACUUGGUCAGAAGAAUACUCCCGUCAAACAUCUAAACAGCUCAAGCUUUAAGCUCGCAUUAAAGGAGCUGAAGGCAACAGUUGAAAGCAGAAUGAAGACAGAAACUUGUUUCAUGAAAUUACCCGGUCCGAGCGAAACAUCGUCUGAAAAAGUCGAUUUACGAACUGACAAGGAGCGGAGAAAAGAGCAAGAUGACGAUCAUUUUUUGAGCAAGGAUGGCGGCAAAGUUAUGAUAAAGAACAAACGUUUGAGUAAUUUCAACGACAUAGAUAUGGACUUGCUUAACGAGUCUGUGAGUAUAUCGGAUAAUUUCGAAAUAAAUAACAGCACUGUCAUUAAAGUUGAAUCUUCGGACGAGAGCCAGUCGACUAUAGAGAUUCUGCCUGCUUCACCGGAUGAUAAUCGUAGUGAGCUGGAGAGGAAUAUGAUGGAGGAUGGUGAUAACGAUCAAUUAUAUUCGGAGGAUGCGAUUCCGACCCAGUUCGAACUGGAGUUAGAGAUAGAGGACAACAGCAAUACCGAUCUACUAGAUGUAUCUAUGCCGAAACUUGAUCCUAUCACCUGUUACAAAUCACGUCGUAUGAAUUCUACUUACCAAGAGUCUAGCGAUCAAACUGCGAAAUUAGGACGUUACGACAAAUCUGAUGCUUCCUCUCACGGCAAGAAUUCGCUUGGGAAAGAUAAAAGUGUCGUGGAAAUUGAUAUUAGCAACGAUGAUAGAUCUAAAUUGGAGAACAGCUCGGCUAGCUCUGUCAAAGAGAUCUCUUCGAAAGCCCCUUGUUGCAGAGUAAUGGGUUUCGCUACGACGACAGAAAACUUCUGCUGCAACGACUCCUUGAUAAAAGAAGUUUUGGCAGCCAAGGAGACCUUGAAGAAGUGCCUUUCGAAAUCCAGAUACGAUGUACAGGGCAGCGCGAUAGGUAACAUGAGACCGAAAACAGCCGCGGAGAAGAAGCAGGGUUCGAGUUUUGAUAUCAAUCAAAUCUCGGAGGCACCUUCGAGUGACGCUAUUCAAAGCUGUCGUAGCGAUGUUGCGUCUCAGAAAAGCUGUAUACCCGUGGCAAGUAAAUGUAACAAGACUGAGAAAAUAUCUGAUACCGAGAAGUCUGAUAAGAAACAUUCCAAAUCAAGCAAAAGUUCCUUCAUGAAGAAGAAAUCUAGGUCAUUUGAGAAAAACAAAGCAGAUUCCAAGGACGCGAUAAAGGACACGUCCGAAUGCAAUAUAACAUCCUUAAAAACGUCUAAACAGGUCGAGAAAGCUGUGUCAAACGAGGGCCUAACUCGUACUGUACACUUAAACGAGAAAAGAAAAAAUCUAACUGAUCAAUGCAACGAUGUUCCUCAUUCGCAAGAUCUACAGCAAAGGAAAGAGAAGAAUCGGUUGUCGUCUUAUAAAAUUCCUAAGAGAUCCACCGAUCAGAGGAAUAACACAAGAAACGCGAAAGAAAUCAAGUCCAAAGAAGACAACAUGCCGAUAUUAGAGCCCGAGGUCAACGUAAACCUCGAUACGAAUUCAGAUAGAGAGAGUUCUAGAUCGCCCCCGGUCAUCACGAUUCAGGAAAGCGAAGAUCUCAGUAUAGCGGAGUCAAAGUUGAUGGACGAUAAAGUUAUAACGUCAAGCAUUAAAGUUGAAAGCAAUACAAAGGACAUUAAGAAGAGUGAAAUGUCUAUCGUCGAUUUCAUAACUCAAUUAGCUUAUCACGAAAAGGCGACGAUAAAAGAUAAACUAUACUGUAAUUUGUGUGAAAGACGGUUCUCUUGCAUCUCUCGGCAUGAAGAACACUUGGCUGGAUAUCAACACCGUCACAUAGAAUUGACACAACGUAGAAGCAUUCACGCACUGUUCACACUCUUCACGGGCAAGCCUUGUCCCAAGCUAGUUCCGGCGAAUGUUGUACGAAAUGAUUGCUCUAUAGGUGAAUUAACGCCGUUACAAAUUGCGGUACAGGAUGUCACAAAGUGUUUUGACUGCACACAACAAAGUCCAAGGAAAGAAAAUGACGUUGAUAAAUAAUCGCGAGUAAGUUAUUUAAAUUACAAGCCUAUAUACAGUUACUGUGAUUAUAAUAACGGCUUAAAGUGCAAUCUUUUUACAAACGUUAUCCGCGAUGAUAACGAAAUAUCGAAUAUUUUAUAUCGCAGUUAGAUCGCAAGCGAUCCAGCUGCUACUGUUAAUGGCGUCGACAUCGAAAUUUUAAUUGCUAGAUAAUGAACGCUUUGAAAAGUUUGCUGAUUUUAGCUAAGUCAACCGAUGUGGGUCAUCAUUAACAAAGAGUUACCCAAGGGAUACUUCUAGCUCGCAAUUAGAUGUUUUAGCCAAAGAUUUUAACAGAAUUAAAUAAUACGCGUUCGAUUAUUUACACUUGCAAAAGAGACUUCGGUCUUUUAUUUGUACAAAGUUUUACGAGUGAUGUUCAACCGCUGAAUGUGCUCACACUGCGAAUUUUUAUUUAUAUUAUGAAGAGACUUAUAUAUAAAACACGUAGAUAGAUAUAUACACGCGUACAUAUGGAUAUAUAUAUAUAUUUCGUCAUUCCAGUUUGCAAAAAUAUGUACACUGGCAAUAUUAUGUUUGUAAGAGAUGUAUACGGUUAAAAUUAUGUGAAAUAUGGUACAAUUAUGUCUCUGAUAAUAGAGACGGCGUGCAAGAAAAAAA